UAUAUUAACCAUAAUUUUAAUAUUAUUGAUUUUUUGCCCUCAUGUUGAAGCAUUUUGAGAUUUUCAUAGUCAUUUUGCAGGCUUAAGAUGGCCAGUGUGUCAAGCUGUAAUUCAACCAUAAGAAAUAAUGCUGCUGGUUCCAGCAUGUUGCAUCCUACUAAUAAUGUGAUAGAAGAUAAUCCUGCUUCAAAUGAAAACCCACCCACUGGGUCUAUCAAGAGGAAAUUUGAAGAACCUCUGGGAUCGAUUGUUGCUGGCCACUACAACAAUUUGGAAGAGAAAGGACUGUCGGCUCGCAAUGAAAGUCGUAUCCUAUAUAUGAGAAAUUUCAACAAUUGGAUCAAGAGUUACCUUAUAAAUAAAUUUAUGAACAUGGUUAGAGAAAAUUUCCACACUCAUUCCUUGGCUGCAGUUGAUUUGGGUUGUGGCAAAGGAGGCGAUCUUCUCAAGUGGACAAAGGCCAAUAUUGGGCACCUGAUAUGUGUGGACAUCGCUGAGACCUCAGUAAGACAGUGCAAAGAGCGCUAUGAGUUCAACAAACAGAAGAGGUUUGGAGCACCCAGGUUCUCAGCGGAAUUCAUUGUGGCAGACUGUACAAAGGUGUGCUUCCAGUCUUUACUUGGUGAUCCCACUCGUAGGGUACAUAUAGUUUCCUGUCAGUUUGCCUUCCACUACUGCUUCGAGUCGCUGCAACAAGCUGAAACUAUGGUCAAAAAUGCCGCCUCCAAUCUCGCCACUGGUGGAUUUUUUUUGCUCACGAUACCUGAUGCCAAUUACAUAAUGAAAAAGUUAUCAUCUGAAAAAAGCAAUGCUUUUGGGAAUGAAGUUUUUCGAAUUGAAUUCCCCGAUGAUCGACCAGAGGUGCCUCUGUUGUUCGGGGAUCGCUACCAAUUUUUCUUGGAAGGCGCGGUCGACUGUCCAGAGUUCCUUGUUCACCAACCUACAUUAAAGAGACUGUGCCUGAAGUAUGGCUUGGAAUGCGUAUACCAGAAAAGAUUCUCCGACGUCUACAAGGAUGCCAUGCAGGACGAGCAGAGCCGCAUGCUGCUGCAGAAGAUGAGUGCUCUCGAGCCAUACCCCAGCCCCUCCGGCACCCAGAGCAGCAGCAACUCUCAGGAAUACGUGGCAGCUUGCGAACAUCUUAAGCAGCAGCAGAGCGACUCGAACGUCAGACCUUGCACCCUCACACUCUCUGCCUCCGAGUGGCAGGCUACCAAUAUAUACACGGCUUUGGCGUUCAAGAAGAUUGAGCUUCCUUGCCAGUGACGUCUCCACUGUCGUCUGUUGUCCAUUAAACUUAACUAUUUUUUAGCUAAUUGUAACUAUCGUCUCUGAUUAAUCUCACUUCGUACGUUACCUUAUAACACGAGUAAAUGAUGACGUACGUGAACUAUGUUUAUCAACAAUGUUGAUUCGUGACAAUUUGGAUCCAACAAAUAUGUAUUUAAACAUGCUUUUGAUGUUUAAAAAAAAUGAUCAUUUG
This is a messenger RNA of Hyalella azteca, 1483 nucleotides long. Its product is annotated as mRNA cap guanine-N7 methyltransferase-like. Gene Ontology annotation, cellular component: nucleus. The transcript has 8 exons. Gene Ontology annotation, biological process: 7-methylguanosine mRNA capping. Gene Ontology annotation, molecular function: mRNA 5'-cap (guanine-N7-)-methyltransferase activity. The record is from RefSeq and is a predicted model, not a curated record. NCBI's taxonomy places the organism in Eukaryota, Metazoa, Arthropoda, Malacostraca, Amphipoda, Hyalellidae. The coding region runs from base 88 to 1266 and encodes 392 amino acids.